This is a messenger RNA of Leptopilina heterotoma, 2412 nucleotides long. RefSeq lists its product as uncharacterized. Gene Ontology annotation, molecular function: DNA binding. The transcript has 3 exons. Gene Ontology annotation, biological process: DNA integration; DNA recombination. The record is from RefSeq and is a predicted model, not a curated record. Lineage: Eukaryota; Metazoa; Arthropoda; Insecta; Hymenoptera; Figitidae. Bases 344 to 1096 code for a protein of 250 amino acids.
CGUGAUGCCGCGUACCUAACCUUCUCUCACACAAUUGCAAAUGGCUGCCUACCUUUCUCGGCUUUCUCGUGUUCGGUGUUCGUCGUAUUAUUUAUUCCCAUAAUUAAAUCUUUAAAAAAAAAAUGAAUCCUAAUGUGCCAAAAGAAAUUGCCGAAAUGGCAGAAGAAGCGCGAGGAGACAUUCUGCCUGAAAAAUAAAAAAAAAUUACGAGGCGUCGUAUGCGUCCUUUGUAAAGUGGAAAAAUUCUAAUAAUGUGCACGAAACAAGUGAAACAGUUCUCCUCGCAUAUUUCAAAAACUUGGCGGAUAAGUAUAAGCCACCGACAUUGUGGUCUCAUUAUUCUAUGGUCAAGUCAAUGAUCAAUUUAAAUGAGAAAAUUAACGUAGAGAAGUUUCUCGCAAUACUCGCGUUUUUAAAGAAAAAAUCCCAUGGCUAUUUAUCCAAAAAGUCAAAGGUAUUUACCACGGAUGAAAUAGAGAACUAUCUAAAUGUUUUUCCUGAUAAUCAACAUUUAGAUAAAAAGGUUAUCAUGAUCUUUGGGAUAUUCGGUGCUCUGCGAAGCGACGAAUUGGUUAAAGUUAAAGUUGAACAUGUGAAAAAGCAAGGAGAAAUUUAUCAUGUUAUUGUCCCAGUGACAAAAAAUAUGAUGCCAAGGUCAUUGACUAUUACUGGUGAAUUUUGUAAGUACGUGGAAAACUAUUCGAAACUCCGUCCGAAACUUGCUACUGAGGAUAGAUUCUUCUUGAACUUUCAAAAUGGAAAAUGCACCGUACAGGCUAUAGGAAAAAACAAAUUUGCUAGCACUCUGCAAAAAAUUGUCGAAUUUCUACAACUACCUGAUCCUAAAGAAUACACGGGUCACAGUUUUAGAAGAAGUUCAGCCACCAUAUUGGUUGAUGCGGGUGCUGAUUUGACAGUUUUAAAAAGGCAUGGCGGGUGGAAAAGCAGUACAGUUGCUGAAGGCUAUAUAGAGGAGUCACUGGGAAAUAAGAGAAAAAUUAGCUCGCUUUACUGCAAUGCUAUUAACUUGCCAUCAACUUCAGAUCAUUCUGAAAAUAGUGCAUCACCAAACUCUUGUCUUCAGAAUCUUCACUAAAAAAGUUGCUAAAAGAUAAAAAUUUAAACUUUCAAAAUUGCAAUGUUACGAUUAAUUUUCAGUAAACUAUGGUAACACUGCCUAAUACUCGUUAAAAUGUAAUUUAACGUUCUCGAAAUCUAUCAGUCAAUUGUUUAUGUUUAAGACAGCUAAUUUUUUAUUUUAAGCGAUAAUUACAAUUUAUCAACAUUGUCUCGACAUUAAUUACAAUUUUAUAAAUAAUUACUAAGUGUUUAAUUGUUUGUAAAAAAGAGUUUAUUACAAUAUAAAUAUUUUUAACAAUGCUAAAACUCGAAAGACUGAUUUAAUAUUUUAAAUUCUACUUUAUUUAACGUUAACGAAAUCCAUCAGUCAAUUGUUUAUGUUUAAGACAGUUAACUUUUUAUUUUAAACGAUAAUUACAAAUUAUCAACGUUGUCUCGACAUUAGUUAUAAUUUUAUAUAUAAUUACUAAAUGUUUAAUUGUUCGUAAAAAAAUUUAUUACAAUAUAAAUAUCUGUGACAUUGUUGAAACUCGAAAGACUGAUUUAAAACUUUAAAUUCUACUUUAUUUAAGGUUUUCGAAAUGUAUCAGUCAAUUUUUCAUGUUUAAGACAGUUAAUUUUUUAUUUUAAACGAUAAAUACAAAUUAUCAACACAGACUAAACAUUAAUUAUAAUUUUCUGUAGUAUUACUAUGCAUUUAAUUGUUUGUAAAAAAAGUUUAUUAAAAAAUAAAUAUUUUUGACAUUUCAUAAUGUUUAAUUUAUACCAUAUCAAGUUCUUAGUUGUUUUUUUGUGUGAAUAUUAUUAUUAUUUUUAUUAAUACUACUAAGUACGCCACCAGGUUUCGGGGAGCUUCGCCCCCCCCAUGCGUCCGCUAACUUGGCGUAUUAUAGCUUGCCAUUUUUAAAAAUGUCAAAGUUUUUUAUUAUUAUUUUGAGUUGGUUUUUUGUGGUCGGGGGAGACCCCCCGAACCCCCCCGCGCGACAGAACAGGCUUAUACAUUUCAAUGUAUAUCGGUCAACUAGUCUGUACCAUAACUAAGUUUAGGGAAGUUAGUUUUUGUGCCUUUGGAAUAAAAAGUAUCGUAAGCGCUACGUGGGUAAGCCAUUUAUUUUCUCGACUGAUGUUUGCAGCACGAGUUGUAGGCGAGGGCGCCCUCGCCUACAACUUGUGGUGCAAACAUCAGUCGAGAAAAUAAAUGAUACGCUUUACCCACUAGCUGCUUAAUGUACCCAGUAAAAAAAAACUAAUUCAAAUGAAUUGAAACGAAUUAACAUUUUUGGUAGGCUCCAAUUCGUAUUUGUCACAAAGCGGGAUUCACUCAAGCUCUUU